UCACCCGAGGUAGCCUGGGGCGGAGAUCGGUGCCCCGAAGCGCAAAGCCUGACGCGCCCCCCCCCCGAUUGUCCCCCCCCAUCUCCCACCGCCCAGUCCCCGGCAGCGAUGAGACAGAGCGGCGCCUCCCAGCCCCUGCUGAUCAACAUGUACCUGCCAGAUCCCGUCGGAGACGGUCUCUUCAAGGAAGGGAAGAGCCCGAGCUGGGGGCCGCUGAGCCCAGCGGUGCAGAAAGGCAGCGGGCAGAUCCAGCUGUGGCAGUUUCUGCUGGAGCUGCUGGCAGACCGCGCGAACGCCGGCUGCAUCGCGUGGGAGGGAGGCCACGGCGAGUUCAAGCUCACCGACCCGGACGAGGUGGCGCGGCGCUGGGGCGAGCGCAAGAGCAAGCCCAACAUGAACUACGACAAGCUGAGCCGCGCGCUGCGCUACUACUACGACAAGAACAUCAUGAGCAAGGUGCACGGCAAGCGCUACGCCUACCGCUUCGACUUCCAGGGCCUGGCCCAGGCCUGCCAGCCGCCGCCCGCGCACGCCCACGCCGCCGCGGCCGCGGCUGCAGCCGCCGCCGCCGCCCAGGACGGCGCGCUCUACAAGCUGCCCGCCGGCCUCGCCCCCCUGCCCUUCCCCGGCCUCUCCAAACUCAACCUCAUGGCCGCCUCGGCCGGCGUCGCGCCCACGGGAUUCUCCUACUGGCCGGGCCCCAAUCCCGCGGCCACUGCCGCCGCCGCCGCCACCGCCGCCCUCUACCCCAGCCCCGGCUUGCAGCCCCCGCCCGGGCCCUUCGGCGCUGUGGCCGCAGCCUCACACUUGGGGGGUCAUUACCACUAGACGGGGCGG
Messenger RNA from Dipodomys spectabilis (banner-tailed kangaroo rat), 837 nucleotides. It is a transcript of the gene Fev, whose product is annotated as FEV transcription factor, ETS family member. Gene Ontology annotation, biological process: cell differentiation; regulation of transcription by RNA polymerase II. The coding region runs from base 109 to 828 and encodes 239 amino acids. NCBI's taxonomy places the organism in Eukaryota, Metazoa, Chordata, Mammalia, Rodentia, Heteromyidae. The transcript is spliced from 3 exons. Gene Ontology annotation, molecular function: DNA-binding transcription factor activity, RNA polymerase II-specific; sequence-specific DNA binding. The record is from RefSeq and is a predicted model, not a curated record. Gene Ontology annotation, cellular component: nucleus.